Molecule: messenger RNA, 5703 nt
Organism: Cyclopterus lumpus (lumpfish)
Lineage: Eukaryota; Metazoa; Chordata; Actinopteri; Perciformes; Cyclopteridae
Gene: thbs1b
Product: thrombospondin 1b
Exons: 23
Coding region: 256-3753 (1165 amino acids)
Biological process (GO): negative regulation of angiogenesis; cell adhesion
Cellular component (GO): extracellular region
Molecular function (GO): calcium ion binding; protein binding
Source: RefSeq, a predicted model, not a curated record
CUUUGUCCCCCUCGGCUUAAAAGGGAGUUUUUUAGCGGCCGAUACCAGCAAGGACAAGUUUGCAAUCAAGAAGAAAAAAAAAAAAAAAAGAUUUGAUUAUUUACCUUCUUUUGACGGUGGAACUUUUUACAUUUUAAGAUAACUCGCCAUAAAUUCAUUCUUGAGGAUUAUUGCUGGAUUUCUAAAUAAUUUGCCGGAUUUUACUACUUCUGUUCUGCUGAUUUCGUGAAGCAGGCAGCCGGUUGGUGCUUCACCAUGAAGUUGACAGGAAUAUUUUUGCUAUUGAUGCUUUGGACCUGCGAGAGUGCGCGAGUCGCAGAGAGCCGGGACGACAAUAGCGUGUUUGACUUGUUCGAGCACGUCAAAGUCUCGAAGAAGAACCACGGGGUCACCCUGGUGAAAGGAGACGACCCGUACAGCCCCGCCUACAAGAUCCUCGACCCGGACCUGAUCCCCCCGGUCUCCGAGAGCGCCUUUCGGGACCUGAUCGAUUCCAUCCACGCCGAGAGGGGUUUCCUCCUGCUGCUCAACUUCAAGCAGUUCAAGCGGACCCGGGGCAGCCUCCUGACCGUGGAGAAGAAGGACGGUUCCGGACCCGUGUUUGAGAUCGUCUCCAACGGCAAGGCGAACACCUUGGACAUCGUUUUCUCCACCGAGAACAAGCAGCAGGUGGUUUCCAUUGAAGAUGUGGAUCUGGCUACGGGCCACUGGAAGAAUAUCACGCUGUUCGUGCAGGAGGACCGGGCGCAGCUGUACGCGGGAUGCGAGGAGGUGAACACCGCCGAGCUGGAUGCGCCCAUCCAGAGCAUCCUGACGCUGGAGACCCCGGACAGCGCGCAGCUCCGGAUUGGCAAAGGAGCCGUGAGGGACAGGUUCAUGGGGGUCCUCCAAAACGUGAGGUUUGUGUUUGGAGCAUCACUGGAGGCCGUCCUCCGCAACAAAGGAUGCCAAACCUCCAUGACGACUGACUCCAUGAUCCUGGAGAACCUCAAUGGCUCCUCAGCCAUCAGAACAGAAUACACUGGACACAAGACUAAAGACCUGCAGAUGGUCUGUGGCUUCUCCUGCGAGGACCUGGUCAGCAUGUUUAAGGAGCUGAAGGGCCUCGGUGUGGUGGUCAAGGAGCUGUCCAGUGAGCUCCGCCAGAUGACGGAUGAGAACAAGCUGAUUAAGAACCGCAUCGGCGUCUGCCUCCACAACGGCAUCGUGCACAAGAACCGAGACGAAUGGACCGUCGACGACUGUACCGAGUGCACUUGUCAGAACUCUGCUACUGUGUGCCGCAAGAUCUCCUGCUCCCUGAUCAACUGCGCUAAUGCUACUGUUCCCGAUGGAGAGUGCUGCCCACGCUGUGGAACACCGAGCGACUAUGCAGAAGACAGCUGGUCGCUGUGGUCUGAAUGGACCCAUUGUUCCGUGUCGUGUGGGCGGGGCAUCCAGCAGCGCGGGCGCUCUUGCGACCGUAUCAAUAACAACUGCGAGGGCACCUCUGUGCAGACCCGCGACUGCUACCUCCAGGAGUGUGACAAGCGAUUCAAGCAGGAUGGCAGCUGGAGCCACUGGUCACCCUGGUCCUCCUGCUCUGUCACCUGUGGUGCUGGUGUCAUAACCCGUAUCCGCCUCUGCAACUCCCCCACCCCUCAGCUUGGAGGCAAGAACUGUGAGGGAGAGGGCCGGCAAACCGAGAAGUGUCAGAAAUCUCCGUGCCCCAUCAAUGGCAACUGGGGACCCUGGUCACCAUGGGAUACCUGCACUCUCACCUGUGGAAGUGGUAACCAAACUCGUAAACGCAUGUGCAAUGACCCCGCAGCCAAAUACGGUGGCAAAGAGUGUGUUGGUAAUGCCAAAGACAUCCAGAUGUGCAACAAGAAAGCCUGUCCCAUUGAUGGGUGCCUGUCUAACCCCUGCUUUGCUGGAGCCAAGUGCACCAGUUUCCCUGAUGGCUCCUGGAAGUGUGGGAAGUGUCCGGCUGGCUACACUGGCAAUGGGAUCAAGUGUAAAGAUGUAGAUGAGUGCAAGGAGGUCCCAGAUGCUUGCUUUGAGUUCAAUGGUGUGCACCGCUGUGAGAACACCGAUCCGGGCUACAACUGUCUGCCCUGCCCUUCUCGCUACUCAGGACCCCAACCGUUUGGCAAAGGUUUGGAGCAGGCCGCGGCUAAGAAACAGGUGUGCACGCCUCGUAACCCCUGCCUCGAUGGAAGCCACGACUGCAACAAAAACGCCCGCUGUAACUACCUCGGGCACUUUGCCGAUCCCAUGUACCGCUGCGAGUGCAAACCAGGCUACGCUGGCAACGGACAUAUCUGUGGAGAAGACACAGAUCUGGAUGGAUGGCCCAAUUUUGACUUGGUGUGUGUGGCAAACGCCACCUACCACUGCAAAAAGGACAACUGUCCCAACCUCCCCAACUCUGGGCAGGAAGAUUACGAUAAGGACGGCGUUGGAGAUGCUUGUGACAACGAUGAUGACAAUGAUGGCAUUCCUGAUGAUAGGGACAACUGUCCAUUCGUCUACAACCCCAGGCAGUAUGACUACGACCGCGAUGACGUGGGUGACCGCUGUGAUAACUGCCCCUACAAUAGUAACCCAGACCAAACGGACACAGACAGUAAUGGAGAGGGAGACGCCUGCGCUGUGGACAUUGAUGGAGAUGGCAUACUGAAUGAAAAGGACAACUGCCCCUAUGUGUACAAUGUGGACCAGAAAGACACAGAUCUGGAUGGAGUGGGAGACAUGUGCGAUAACUGCCCGCUGGAACAUAAUCCUGAUCAGGUGGAUUCAGACGAUGACCGUGUGGGAGACAAGUGUGACAGCAACCAGGACAUCGAUGAAGACGGACACCAGAACAACCUGGACAACUGCCCGUACAUCCCGAAUGCCAAUCAGGCUGACCACGACAAGGACGGCAAGGGAGACGCCUGUGACCACGAUGACGACAAUGAUGGCAUUCCCGACGACAAGGACAACUGCAGACUGGCCUUCAACCCUGACCAGCUGGAUGCUGAUGGUGAUGGCCGUGGAGAUGCUUGCAAAGACGACUUUGACCAAGACAACGUGCCUGACAUCUACGACGUGUGCCCAGAGAACUUCGACAUUAGUGAGACAGACUUCCGCCAGUUCCAGAUGGUUCCUCUUGACCCUAAAGGCACCUCGCAGAUUGAUCCUAACUGGGUCGUCCGCCAUCAGGGCAAAGAGCUGGUACAGACUGUCAACUGCGACCCUGGCAUCGCUGUUGGUUACCACGAGUUCAAUUCAGUGGACUUCAGUGGGACUUUCUUCAUUAACACAGAGAGGGACGACGAUUACGCCGGCUUUGUGUUCGGCUAUCAGUCCAGUUCCAGGUUCUAUGUGGUGAUGUGGAAGCAGAUUACGCAGACAUACUGGUCGAACAAACCCACCAAGGCCCAGGGCUACUCAGGCCUGUCCAUUAAAGUGGUUAACUCCACCACCGGCCCAGGAGAGCACCUCAGGAACGCCCUCUGGCAUACAGGAAAUACCCCAGGACAGGUCCGCACUCUCUGGCAUGACCCUAAGAAUGUUGGAUGGAAAGACUUCACCGCCUACAGAUGGCAUCUGAUCCACAGACCGAGAACAGGACUCAUUAGAGUUGUGAUGUACGAGGGCAAGAAGAUCAUGGCAGAUUCUGGAAGCAUCUAUGACAAGACAUAUGCCGGCGGCAGACUCGGUCUUUUUGUCUUCUCACAAGAGAUGGUAUACUUCUCAGACCUCAAGUAUGAAUGCAGAGAUGUUUAAAUGCACGGCGCAGGAAGGUCUGAGGAAUGCACCUUUUUUGUACAAAGUAUGAACUUAUGUAUUCUGAUGCAACGUCCAGGGAACGAUUUAUCUCCACAACUCUUUUUCCUGCGACACGCACACUCGGACGAGGCGAAGGGCAUGUGGUCAGCCUCAGGGUCACUUGAAGCUGGUUUGGGCAGAGCACCAACCGGUUGAUUGCCAGUUGAGGAUCAGAGAGCCCCUUCUCCUCCACCCUUAGCAUCUACGAGAGCAGGGAGAGCUGGGAAAAAACAAGCCCUCUAGCUUUGCCAGUAGGACACAAACACCUUUUUAUUCCAGCUCUGCCUGCUUUCUCGCUCUCUGGAAGACCUCAUUCAUCUCUGUGUGGGAACGGCUCCCCAUAGAUAACUAUGCACUUCCAAGCCUUUACAUCUCUCUCUCUCUCUCUUUGUCUCUCGCCUCUUCAGCCUGUGUGCCUCUCUACCUUACCUUCGGGAUGGACAUCCCAAAGAAAAAAGAAACUGAUGAUAUAUUCCCUUUGCUUUACCAGAUCUGCCAGGAUGUAGAUUCUGAAUGACACAACUUUUGAGGACUCAGAGGAUGAAUACAGCAAUAAGAUUUGUUAAGGCUCUUGGUUAUUGAGGACCUAAGGAAACUGUUGGGAGUAGAACUAGUUAGAAAUAUGGGGAACAUGAUGUUAUGGAUGUUUGUGGUCAUGCAUGUACUGUAUGUGGACUGGAACAAGAAAGUGUUUCUACCUAAGAAUCUCUGUAGAGAAGAGGAAUACAAAAUAAAAUUUAAAUUAGCUAUCUUUUGAACUUACAAGUACCAUGGGCCUUCUUGAUGCUGGUGUCUUGUUAACUAAACAACUCUCAGGGUGAGAUGGAAGUGACAAGCUUCCCAUAUCAAACCAGUAAGAAAAGAAAAUAUGAGGAUUUGCUAAAGCCAGUGUUCCCUCCAAAAUACUCACCAUCUUAAGUCAAAACCUUGGUAAUAAGUAAUGUACCUCGUUCAGUUUCUGAGGAUUUCAAUUUGAAAUGAUGUAAAUACACUUAAUUUAUUGACUCUUGCCUACAAUGUAGGCAGCAAAAUAAAUUUUAAUGGAUAAUCCAUCCAAUAUCACAGUGAAAACUGAUCCAAAAUGUAAGUGUCGAUCAUCUCCCGCUGUACAAAGUAAAUGAGGCAUUCUUCAGAUAGGGUUAUUGAGCAUGAAGUGUAUGUGACUUGUGUGCGUUUUCUGCAGAGAGAGAUGAAAAACAAAGGAAAUCUUUGAUGUACAAAUAUUACCUCAUAGCUGUUGUAUAAUUCGAUCAAACAAAAAAACACGACCAAGUACUUUUUCAUAUUGCUUUGAGAAGAUGGACAUCUUAGUGCCACUGUAGCAUAAGCUGUAAAUAGUAUGACAUUCCAGACCUAAAGACACAACGAGCUUCCAAUCCCAGGAUCUCUACCCCAGUGACAAGAACAGUCAGAUGGGAGAUUUCUUUUUUUUAUAAAUCAUUUUGCUCUAUCAUUUAUGUCCAGUGCUGUUUUUAGCUGAUAAAUUAUUGUCUUAGCUGUUUGUGAGAGGUUGAUUUAUGUGUGUGCGUGUGUGUAGAUAAAUGCUAUUUAAAUAAUUUAUCAGGAUUUGUUGCCUUACCAAAGGCCACACGUCCAUCUGUAUAAACUGUUUGCACACUGACGUGAGGAUGUUCUGUUCUUUUUUUUGUUUUUACCUUCUUUGUUAAUGUGUAUCAAUGUUACCAUUCUUUUUUGUACAUUUAGUUUUGCUUGUCUGUAAACAUUUUCUUAGUUGUACAAAGCAAAAAUGCUGUUUUUAUUCAUAGCGAUUAUUUUGUUACACACUUCCAAGACCAUAUCUUACCAUGUUUCAUCCAGUAUUAAGUCCAUUGUUGAUCAGAUCAAUACUUUGUUUAGAUGAUGUGGAGAUGCAAACAUGAUUUACAUUAAACACAAAAUGGUGGAUGA